Messenger RNA from Camelus dromedarius (Arabian camel), 3562 nucleotides. Its product is annotated as pyruvate dehydrogenase phosphatase regulatory subunit, mitochondrial. Gene Ontology annotation, cellular component: mitochondrion; mitochondrial matrix; cytoplasm. Gene Ontology annotation, molecular function: oxidoreductase activity. NCBI's taxonomy places the organism in Eukaryota, Metazoa, Chordata, Mammalia, Artiodactyla, Camelidae. The record is from RefSeq and is a predicted model, not a curated record. The coding region runs from base 357 to 1568 and encodes 403 amino acids. The transcript has 15 exons.
CGUCCCCUUGCUAGGGACCGUAAAGCGCGGAAGGUCGCGGGCUCAAUUUUCCCCGGAACUUUUUUCCUCCCGCCGCCUCGUCCCCUCCCCAUUCCUUGUGCCCCCUUUCCGGCCUCCGCGACCCCCCGCGACUGCUGUGGCGGCUGCUGCUAUGCGUCAGGCCGGGUGUUGCUGAGCGCGGAGCCCGUGGGGGCACGUGAGCUUGUAUUUCCUAGGUGCCCACGCUGAAUGCUAGGAAAACCCUGAUGCAGUUGUAAUCAUUCCCUGCUCUCAGAGAACUCCCUCAUAACAUUGGAAUUCUGGGGAUCUCCUUCUUAGCUGAGUGAGAGCACAUCUCCCAGUUGCUGGCGGACGUGAUGUUUCACCGGUUGCUAUCAGUGGUCCGAAGACAAAGAAACAGCCGAGGAUGGCAGAAGUGGUCCUCAGUCAGAAGCGGUGCAUUCGUCGCCGAAGCGCAUUCCGUUGCCCUGCCUGCCGAGGCACACGUGGUCAUCUGUGGGGGUGGAAUCAUGGGCACAUCUGUGGCCUAUCAUCUCUCUAAGAUGGGAUGGAAGGAUAUUGUCCUUUUGGAGCAGGGCAGGCUGGCUGCUGGCUCUACGAGGUUCUGUGCUGGCAUCCUAAGCACCGCCAGACACUUGACCAUUGAGCAGAAGAUGGCAGACUAUUCAAACAAACUCUACCAUCAAUUAGAGCAAGAAACAGGGAUCCAAACAGGUUACAUAAGGACGGGCUCGAUCUUCCUGGCACAAACUCAGGACCGGCUGAUCUCCCUGAAGCGUGUCAACUCAAGGCUGAAUGUCAUAGGCAUCCCUUCCGAGAUCAUCUCCCCCAAGAAAGUGGCCGAACUUCACCCUCUCCUCAAUGUGCACGACCUGGUGGGGGCCAUGCAUGUUCCCGAGGAUGCGGUGGUGUCCUCCGCUGAUGUGGCUCUUGCCCUGGCAAGUGCUGCCUCCCAAAAUGGUGUUCAGAUCUAUGACCGGACGAGUAUUCUUCAUGUUAUGGUCAGAAAAGGUCAAGUCACUGGUGUGGAGACAGAUAAAGGACAGAUCCAGUGCCAGUAUUUUGUCAACUGCGCUGGUCAGUGGGCAUACGAGCUGGGUCUGUCCAACGAGGAGCCGGUCAGUAUCCCGUUACAUGCCUGCGAGCACUUCUACCUUCUGACUCGCCCCCUGGAGACCCCCCUGCAGAGCAACGCACCAACUAUUGUGGACGCUGACGGAAGAAUUUAUAUUCGGAACUGGCAGGGUGGCAUCUUGUCUGGGGGCUUUGAGAAGAACCCGAAACCAAUUUUCACUGAGGGCAAGAACCAGCUGGAGAUUCAGAAUCUACAGGAAGACUGGGAUCACUUUGAGCCCCUGCUGAGUUCCCUCCUGCGUCGGAUGCCAGAACUGGAGGCUCUGGAGAUCGUGAAGUUGGUGAACUGCCCUGAGACCUUCACCCCGGACAUGAGGUGCAUCAUGGGAGAGUCUCCUUCAGUGCAGGGCUACUUUGUCCUGGCGGGAAUGAACUCUGCUGGCCUUUCGUUUGGCGGGGGAGCCGGAAAGUCCUGCCUGUGCAGUGCUAUGUGACAGAAACACAAAUUAAAGGACAUCAAAUGGGCUAUCCAAGCAGGUUCAAAAUGAUUCUUCAACUGAAUAUGCUGACCAGAUAGAAGACAAGACAGCACAAGCAUUGAUGACAGAUCAUUUCAGAGAGAAGAAAGUAUCAACCACCUAAAAUCAAAAUCCAGCCACCCUUUCAACAAUCCCUCGCAUCUCUGAGGAGAGCAGGGCGUCUCGCCCAAUGAAAUCCAUCCCCUAGGAGAGAGAGAGGUGGCGCUGAGAUGGCAUCUACACCUGGUGUCGCUGCAAGGGACCGCACCCCCACACAUACCCCUGCAAGCUCUGGGAAAGUGGUUCCUGCCAUGCGGAAAACUGCAUUCACUACAUGGAGGGCACCUUCAGAGAACUUUUCUCAACACAGACACAUUUCUUACUGUAAGGACACCCUGAUUGUCAUCGCUGAGCUCUCAACACUUGGACACUUCCUUUGACGCCAGCUCUCCUGGUCCUCACGCGGGCUCCCUGCUUGCAAAGCUGAGGGACAGAGUGGAGUGAGCAUAGAUGGCAGAGUAGUAGGUUCAUGAGCUCGCCUCUCGUGACAAAAACCACAACCAACUGCUGAGCAGCCAUCAAGAAAAAAGACUGGAACCUAGUAAAAAAGAUCAUCUUCAACUGAAAACAGAAGUUGGGAACCACAGUGGGAAGGUGGGAGGGGCGUGUUCGCGAUAUAAUCGGGCCCUAUACCCCCCAGGUGGGCGACCCACAAGCUGAAGAAUAAUUGGGUCACAGAGGCCCUUCCACAGGAGUGAGAGUUCUGAGCCCCACGUCAGGCUCCCCAGCCCCAGGUUCUGGCAUUGGGAGGAGCAGGAGACCCCAGGACAUCUGGUUUUUAAGGCCUGUGGGGCUAACUCCAGGAGCCCCACGGGACUGGGGGAGACAAAGGCUUCAUUCUCUUGGGAAGCAUGCAUGGGAUCUCACAUGGGCCGGGUCCAGGGGCAGAGACAGUGAUUUCAUACAAACCUGGGCAGGCCUGCUUGCUCGUUUUGGAAGGUCUCUUGGGGACAUAGGGGACUGCUGCGGUUCACCCAGGGGGCAUAAAAGCUGAUGGCAGACAUUCCAGGAGUGUUUAUCUACAUGAGCUUUCCUGAAUACUGACAUCUUGAUUGGAUUGUUAUCACCAAGACCUAGCCCCACCCAACAGUCUGUAGGCUAAAGGGCUGGAAAGCCUCAGGCCAAACCACAUACUGGGUGGGAACACAGCCCCACCCAUCAGCAGACUUCCUGAGCCACAAAUGCCUCUAGACUUAGCCCUACCCACCAGAGGUCCAAGACCAAGCUUCACCCAGCAGUGGGCAGGCACCAGCUCCUCCUGCCUGGAAACCUGCAUAAGCCUCUAGUCCAGCCCCAUCCACCAGGGGCAAAUACUAGAAAUAAGAAAACAAUCCCAAAGCCUGUGGAAGGAAUCCACAAACACAGGCCAGAUUCUACACUGGGACCAGCUGGACGCUGGCCCUUGGGUGACAAGAGAGGCGUGCACUGCUGGGACGCAUAGGACAUCUCCCACAGAGGGCCACUGCUCCAAGGUCAAGAAACGUUAAGUAACCUACCUAAAAAUACAAAUAGACAGACAAUAUGAGGCGGCAAAGGAAUAUCUUGCAGGCCAAGGCACAAGAUACAACCCCAGAAGAAGAAAUAAGUGAUGAGGAGAUAAGACAAUUUAUCUGAGGAAGAGUUUAAAAUAACGAUGGCAAAGACAUUCAGAGAACUUGAGGAGCAGAGAUGGACAGAGCGAAGUUUUUAGCAGAGUUGGAAAAUACAAAGAAUACCCAAAUAGAGGUGAAGAAUAAAGUUGCUGAAAUUAUUGUAUCUAUAUGAGAUGAUGGAUGCUAACUAAACUUACUGUGGUAAUCAUUUCACAGUCUAUGUACUUCAGUCCAUUAUGCUGUUCCUUAAUCUUAUAUACAAUGACGUAUGUAAAUUGUAUCUCAGUAAAACUGAGAAAAAACAAAACCAAAAAUCAG